Molecule: messenger RNA, 1224 nt
Organism: Alternaria atra
Lineage: Eukaryota; Fungi; Ascomycota; Dothideomycetes; Pleosporales; Pleosporaceae
Exons: 1
Coding region: 1-1224 (407 amino acids)
Source: RefSeq, a predicted model, not a curated record
AUGAGGUUGAAGCUGCAAAUUCUGCAACUCAUGGCGGAUUUGUUUCCUAAAGGCGAGAUGGAUGAUUCCUCGAUCGACAAGCUUGGGGACGGUUCAUUCAACAUAGUCGUAGCCAUUAGUCUCAAACCAGAUGCCCAACAACGAGACUCGAGAGUCAGUUUCAGCGCGAGACUCUCGAAAUUUCUCGGUAUACCUCCGCAACCCAGAGAUUUUGCUUUGCGGAUACCUUUCGAUGAGGAUGGCGAGUUAACCGGUCCUGCUUUCCGCCACGUCCCUCGCGACAUUGCUACCCAGCAUAUUGUCAGCUCGCACCUGACACUGCCUGUAUCCAAGAUUGUGAAACUCGACCUCCAUUCACGAAACGCGCUAGGAAGGCCGUACACUCUACAGACUCUGUUACCGGGUAAAAAUAUGCAUUGGCUCUGGACGGGGCUGAACCAACCCCAGAAGAUGUCGGCCGUGCAGCAGAUCACGGUAAUCUUAGAAAAGAUCGCCGCCAUGACCUCGGCAGCGGCUGGAUGGAUAUCAGUCAGUAACUUGACCUCUCCAAGCUCAAGCAUCGCAUUGGAUCAGUUUCCAGCUCCUAGUCCCGGAGAAGCCAGGAGACAAACAAGCUUUAGGCAACCCAGCCAGCGCCCAGCGCCGCAUCAGACACCCUGCCAGUAUCUGGUCGACCAUUGUGAGCGCUGGCAAAGGUAUGAGGAGGACACUUUACAGGUUUGCCACAACCUGAAACUAUGGGACGCACUGAUUGCUGUUGUCCACGCACUGGAGCGACGUGGAUGGUUGGGACAGGAAUUCCAUCUUGCACACGGCGACUUGUUUCCUCGUAACAUCCUCGCCGAAGUUACUAGUCCGACAACUGUGAAGAUUACCGGCAUUGUAGACUGGGAUAUGGCUUGCUUCGCACCCAAGUUUGUGGCCCUUCGCGCCCCAUUCUGGGCCUGGAAAGGCGGAUUUGUCGAUGAAACGGACGAAGACGUGGCCACAUAUGAGUCACCUGCGGAGGAUCGCAAGGCACUCAGAGAAGGUUUCCGGCGUGAGGCUUCAAAUGAGUUCGUUAGGUUCGGUCUAUCACGGGAAGGCGCAAUUGCAAGGAAGCUGUUUAGAGUCCUAUCUACGGGUAUACCAAGCAUCAACAACCGUUGCUUGGCUCUAGAGUUGGUAGAACAGUGGGACGCUUUGUAUCCCGAGGAUAAACUUGGGGAUUACGAAGUGAUAUAA